AUGGGCAGGGUGAGUUGAGACAAAAUCGUCUUCUACGAGGACAAGAACUUCCAGGGCCGUCGCUAUGAAUGCGACAGCGACUGCUCUGACUUCCACACCUACCUGAACCGCUGCAACUCCAUCCGGGUGGAGAGCGGGGCCUGGGUGGUGUACGAGAGGCCCAACUACAUGGGCUACCAGUAUGUCCUGACCAGAGGCGAGUACCCCGACUACCAGAGCUGGAUUGGCCUCAACGACCGUCUCAGCUCCUGCAAGAUGAUCCACUUUACCAGCGGGACCCAGUACAAGAUGCAGCUGUAUGAGAAGGCAGACUUCGGGGGCCAGGUCUUCGAGGCCACAGAGGACUGCCCCUCGCUUCUGGAGAAGUACAGCUGGAGGGAGGUCAACUCCUGCAAAGUCUUCGACGGCUGGUGGGUUUUCUAUGAGCACUCCAACUACCGUGGGCGCCAGUACUUCCUGGAGAAGGGGGAGUACCGCCAGCCUGGCGACUGGGGUGCCGUCUGUCCCACGGUCCAGUCCUUCAGGCGCUUCACUGAAUGA
Morone saxatilis (striped sea-bass) is the source of this 540-nucleotide messenger RNA. It is a transcript of the gene crygs2, whose product is annotated as crystallin, gamma S2. Lineage: Eukaryota; Metazoa; Chordata; Actinopteri; Moronidae. Gene Ontology annotation, biological process: lens development in camera-type eye; visual perception. Gene Ontology annotation, molecular function: structural constituent of eye lens. The transcript has 3 exons. The record is from RefSeq and is a predicted model, not a curated record.